Molecule: messenger RNA, 1584 nt
Organism: Hyaloperonospora brassicae
Lineage: Eukaryota; Oomycota; Peronosporomycetes; Peronosporales; Peronosporaceae
Source: the annotation of a GenBank genome assembly
AUGGAGCUGCUGGUCCGUCGCGCGGCGUCGGCGCGCGCACUAGCGCCUGGCCACGUCCUCGUGGCCACCUACCGCUCGAAGCGUAGCCAAGCGAAGCGUGACGCUGCUCGAGGUGAAAGCAGAGACGUUCCGCUUGCCAACGAGACGAAGAAAACACGAAGAGACCAGCGUCGAGUGCAUCGCAAGAGCGAUCGUCAUGUCGCUGGCUUGCCCACAGAGAAGCUGAAGCGUCCGACGCUGCAGGACAUCGACCAAGAGUGGGCGAAGAUGCGUGUACGCACCAUGACCGUCCCGCCUGCCGUGAUGCCGGCACGCGCGCGCAAAGAGAUUGAGAACAAGCGACGUAUGCGGCGUCUUGGGCUGCUACCGGACGAUCCCGAAGGAGACAAUGAUGAUGGUAUGAUCGGCUUUGACCCGCGUAAUGUGGGAUUCGUGGGUCGUCGACAGCCGUACAAUCAUGAGGCGGCCGAGUCGGACUAUCGCAGCAGUAGUCGACCGUCCAGGGCCGAGAAGGAGGCGGACGCAGAAAGGUACCGACUGACAGGACGGCUUCCAGCGAGACGCCCUGUGUCCAGAAAGGAUAAGCAGUUUACGAACAUUCAGUUAGCACCGGACAAUGUCGUGGAACGCGAGUUUUUGAUUCCCGAUGAGCCCGCGUGCCCCAAGGCCUUGGACCUAGCAGUUAUUGGUCGGCCGAAUGCAGGCAAGUCUUCAAUCAUGAACAGUUUGCUGAACGUCACGGUGUCAGCUGUGUCGCCCAAGUACAAUACGACGCGGGACCGUGUCCUGGGUAUUUUUACAGCUGGUGAUGCGCAGCUCUCGUUCUACGAUACGCCUGGACUAAUUAAACCGAAGGAAACACAUGAGUAUGUACAGACGCUUGUGACGGCGGCAGCGGAGACACUGCAGGGGGUAGAUUUGUCUAUACUGGUGGUAGACUCGGUGAAGCGACUCGAUGAGUCGGCUUUGCAUGCGCUGGAAAAGGUUCUGACGACAUCAGCGCAAGUGUGCUCGCCGACAAUGCUCGUAAUGAACAAGGUUGACCUCGUUGGGCAGCGGGAGAGAAUGAACUUAGAGAUGAAAGUGAAGGAGGUGUCGCAGAUGAUAGAAGAAAUCUACGAGAAACACUACGACGCCGACGGAGCGUCUUUGUCGAUCGACCCACUCGCUUACAUUGGUGAGAACAGUAUCAAGGUCUCGGCGCUGAAGGGCAUAGGGAUGGAUCGCUUGCGAAAGACCCUGCUUUCGCUGGCGGUUGAUCGCCCUUGGAGUUACCACUCGUCCAUGCAUUCCGAUCUGUCGGAUUUGGACUUGGUGACUGAGAUCAUUCGCGAGAAGCUCUUUUGCCGGUUCAAUAAGGAACUGCCGUAUACAUUUGAGCAGGAAAACGUCGGCUGGACCAAGUUCAAGGACAAGAGCGUCCGCAUUGACCAAGACAUUUUUGUACCUGCUGCUCGCAUUCGCAAGAUGGUAGUCGGACAAAAUGGCAAUACCAUCCGCUCGGUGGGCAUGGCGGCGCGGGACGAGAUUGAGCAGCUACUGAAGUGCCACGUGCAUUUGUAUCUGAACGUCCGCAUCCGCUAG